Molecule: messenger RNA, 528 nt
Organism: Rhinocladiella mackenziei CBS 650.93
Lineage: Eukaryota; Fungi; Ascomycota; Eurotiomycetes; Chaetothyriales; Herpotrichiellaceae
Exons: 2
Coding region: 1-528 (175 amino acids)
Source: RefSeq, a predicted model, not a curated record
AUGUCCUCUCCCACCUGGCAAGACCGCCGCUUCAUAGGCACUGUGCCCAAAGAAAUCCAUCAAGGCAGCCGCCGCUAUUCAGCCACUAAAGACACCAUGUCGACGCCGCCCACCGCAGCCACCGCCCUGGCAGCCGCCACCAUUCCCACCACUUCUCCCGCCGACUCGACAACACCAGCAACCAAAGUGUUUCCAACCUGGGAAGGAGACCGGCGCUUCAUGGGCACGGUCCCCAAGGAAAUCCACGAGCCUGCACGCAAGUCAUCUUUCUCUGGCGCCAAACCGGCUGAAGUCCCGAAACCUGCUUCUGCUUCACCUCCACCGGCGUCGACUGGUGGAGGGAUAGCGGCUGCAAUUGCCGGAAGAAGACGGUCCUCUGCAGGGUCCCAAUCUGGUAUGUUCAGCGGCCUCCUCGCAAACCGAAGCAACGACCAACGCCGUCAAAGUUGGGAAGACGUGAAAAAACCAGAAGGUCUAGGCGGGUUCUUCAGCGGGCUGGUGAACAGUAAACCUGCCGAGAAGAAGUGA